Molecule: messenger RNA, 2045 nt
Organism: Anolis sagrei ordinatus
Lineage: Eukaryota; Metazoa; Chordata; Lepidosauria; Squamata; Anolidae
Gene: NPL
Product: N-acetylneuraminate pyruvate lyase
Biological process (GO): N-acetylneuraminate catabolic process
Molecular function (GO): N-acetylneuraminate lyase activity
Source: RefSeq, a predicted model, not a curated record
CUCAGAACCGCCGGGUUUGCUCGGUGAUUCAUUCAAGGUAAAUAUAAGGCUAAGGCAGCCGCUCCAGAAGUCCUAGGAAGCAGCCUGCAAGCAGGUUCAUCCUCUUCGUGUGUCUUCAACCCAGUGAUGACAUGUCACCCCAAAAGAAAUUGGAGGGCCUUGUGGCAGCCACCAUCACUCCGAUGACGCAGGACGGAGAAAUCAAUCUCUCUGUGAUUGGCCAGUAUGUUGACUACCUAAUAAACAAGCAAGGUGUUCGAAAUGUGUUUGUGAAUGGAACCACGGGGGAAGGCUUGUCCCUGAGCAUCCAGGAGAGGAAGCAGCUGGCGGAGGAAUGGGUGACCAGGGGCAAAGAUAAGCUUGAUCAUGUGAUAGUUCAUGUUGGAGCACUAAGUUUACCAGAAGCAAAGGGACUGGCCAGACAUGCAGCAGAAAUAGGAGCAGAUGGCAUAGCAGUUAUUGCUCCCUCCUUCUUUAAACAGGUGAAUAAAGAUGCCCUGGUUGCCUUCCUGCGGGAUAUUGCAGCUGAAGCUCCUGAUAUCCCAUUCUAUUAUUACCACAUCCCUCACUUGACUGGAAUAAAAAUUUGUGUUGAAGAGCUGCUAGAUGGGAUGAUACAGCAGAUUCCCAGCUUUGCGGGAGUGAAGUUCAGUUCCACGGACCUCUUGGAUUUUGGACGGUGUACAAAGAAAAACGAUAAAGGCCAAUUCGCUCUUCUCUAUGGUGUGGAUGAGCAGCUCCUGUGUGCGCUUGCAAUGGGAGCAACAGGAGCAGUUGGAAGUACAUAUAACUAUUUGGGCAAGAUAAACAACUUGAUGCUGGAAGCUUUUGCCAGUGGAGAUCUUCAUUCUGCACAAAAAUAUCAGUUCUGUGUUCAGGAAUUCCUCGGCUUUGUUAUUGCUCAAGGAUUUGGUGUUCCACAGAUCAAAGCGGUUAUGAGUUUGAUUUCAGGGAUACCAAUGGGCCCACCACGGCUUCCACUCUCAAGUGCCUCGGAGGAGUUUGUUCUUAAAGUGAAAGCCAAACUAGAAAGCUUAAAGAACUGUCCCUACACUUUGCAUUAAGCCGCUACAUCCCAGCAGGGUCCUAUUUGACUUGGUGGUCUGUUACCUUUUGAAAUGGAAUACUUGCAAUAAGUCUGGAAUGACUAGCUUCUUAUUGGGAAUUAUAAAACAAUGUUCUCUAACAAUUUCUAUGUGGAAAUCAGGAAGAAACCAACUUAAUUUUGAAAAUCUGAGAAAACUGGACCAAAUGAAGAAUUUCUCCUUCCGUGUGAUAUUCUUGAUCCUUUCACACAAAGCAAGAUGAAGAUCACAAUAACUGGAUUUGUUCGCUCUUCCUUUUUUCAUAAUUAUAGAAAACUCUGUCAGAGUAUUGACGUUUGUCAGUGGAAAGAUUGCUAGAUCAGCAGACGCUGUGUUUCAGAAAUCAGGACUCUGCAAGCUUUUAGUUACAACAGAAAACUAAGUUUACUAAGUACAUCUACACACGUCUAUUCACAGCAGGCAUCAGACAGGAACGACAAAGCACAACACAACUGUUUCUGAACAUCUGCUUAUCUCACUUCUGGCUGAGACCAGAUCCUCCCACUUCUUCCCAGCCAUUUCUGUAAAGGUUACAUUUUCUCUGCCUUUCACAGUAUUUCUAAUACACAAUUGAGCAAAAUAGAAUCCAUCUUGAAAUACAUCUUAAUCCAUCUUGAAUUACAUAGAAACACAUUGAAAAACACACAUACAUAUCUCAAUAAUCCUGACAAACUCAAGGUCUAGCUUCUAGUAUUGUUUCAAUUAUACAAGUUCUCGAAAUUUGCAAAGUGAAGCAGCCAGCAUCCCACAGGACCAAUCGUUGUUGUUCUCUGUGACUGCCAGCAGAUCCUACAUAUUUUAAUGGGCGAAGAUGUAGGAAAAAUAUAAACUUCAUGGCACACUCCAGAACCAGUAUGUUUCUAAUGAAGAGGGAAUCUUCAACAUGAAAUUUCUUCUCAACCCUUCUUUCUAUGCAUGCAUAGACAAAAUUUAACGUUUUCUAAAGGAAAUGUAGUUCAU